CUCUUUUCUGAUUCACUCUUCCUUGCUUCUCUGGGUUUAUUUUACGAUGCUUUUAAGGUGUUCAAGUUGAUUUUAAGUUGUUUAAUACCUGCUUUGAUUAACAAGAGAGGUAGUUAGGGUUAGAUAUUUUCAAGUAUGUUUGUUGCUAGGUCCAACGGAUUUUACCAUGAAGUGUUCUUUUUAUUGCCUUCUAGACAGUUUGUAACUUUGCAUUUGAUUUCCUCUUUUGAAGCAGCAGGAUUCUUUUCGUUCUGAUUUUUACUGGUUUGCUCACGUUCUGGUGCAUUCUGUUUUUUUCUCUUGUUAAUUUGGACGCUCUAUUGUACUUUUCCAUUCUCAUAAUGGUUACCUUACCUUCUCGAAAACUCAUAAUCAGAUGCGUGUUUCUCUGUUAUGAAUGGGAAAGAAGACAGCAGUGAUUUCCUCUAUCCACAAGUCCUUUGUCCCCUGCCCCAAUAAACUAAAACCUUAGAUUUCUUUUCUCUCCUCCCUACGAAUUGCUUUUUAUUUACUACUGGACACGAAUAGGUCAGUGGUUAGGACUAUACGCUCCUUGGGGGUAACUUCUUCCUCGGCUGCGACCUUCUAAUCAGGUCUGGGAAGAUGUAACUGGACAACCGAACACAGAGGAGCAAAUGCUGCAGAGAGGCCACGUAUGGGCUCGAAUUGCCCUGCCCUUUCCAUCGCCUUGAACAGCCCCUGGAUGUACAACCGAACAUAGAAGCGAGACCCGCCGAGUCCGGCGCCACCUGCCCCAAAACCGCGAUUCCUAGAAGCCUCCCGGCGCGCUGGGCGGCCGAAUCGCUGUGCGUCGUGGAGCGCUCGCCUCCCCCACUGCGGCCCCGGCCUGGGCAACACCGGGUCGGUGGUGCCGCGGGAAGCCGGCGCGGGGCGGGCUCGGCGAGGAGGGGGAGGCCGCGGCCCCGGUUGCGCAGGCGCACACCUGUCCUUGAGGGAGGGUGGGCAGCGCGGGGCUCAGAAACGGCCGGAGGGAAGCUCCGGGUCCAGCGAGGUGAGUCCUUGCUCCCCGGCGCGCGCUGCCGUAGGGAUCCCAGAAGGCAGCGGCGGUUUCCGCAGUGAGCACACCCUCCGGCAGCCCUGCGAGGAGCGGAGACCCGACUGCGCGCGUUUGCGCGGAGAGGGGUCUGGGUCCCCCGGGGUCCCGCCCCGUGGGGGUGGGGCUGGCCCGGCCCCCCUCACCUCUUCUCCGGAUCCAGGGGCAAAGGGAAGCGUGGGGAAUUGUAACCGGCCUGGAGAACAGCCUCCUCCCCAAGCUCCCCAAGAGUGGGCCUCUGCCCAGGGCCGUGCGCAGUUCAGCUGGAGGUGGCGCCGACGGGGCAUCACCCUGGGAUACAGGCUUCUGCGCUCGUCUUCUUCGGCGCCUCCUUUGUCCUCGGCCAGCGGCCUCUGUGUGCCAUUAAUGGCCUCUAGUGGUGCCCCUGAAAGACUCCCGCUGGUAUGGGCCUUCUCCAGAGCCAGUCCAGGCCAACAUGGCUGCAUCACUAACAGCAGCUAAAAUGCUGGCCCUUCCGGGUACACGGCAUCAAGAGAAGAUUAUGAUGAUGGAGACAAGGGAAGAGAAACAGGCUUGGAAGCGUGAGACCGGGCUACGUGGGAACUACUCUCCCAGCCAGGAGAUCUUCCGCCAGCGCUUCAGGCAGCUCUGCUACCAGGAGGCUCCUGGUCCCCGAGAGGCCCUGCGCCGACUAAGGGCACUCUGCUGCGAGUGGCUGAGGCCUGAGAGGCACACCAAGGAGCAGAUCCUGGAGUUCCUGGUGCUGGAGCAAUUCCUGACCAUCCUGCCCGAGGAGCUCCAGUCCCGGGUGCGGGGACAUCACCCUCAGAGUGCAGAGGAGGCUGUGACAGUGCUGGAGGAUUUAGAGAAGGGACAUGAUGAACCAGGACCGCAGGUCCCAGGCCCUGCACGUGGACCUGCACAGCAAGAGCCGAGGGAGGAGAAGGCACCUCUCGGAGCAGCCCAGGAGAAAGCAGGCAUCCAGCUCCAGCCUCGGGACACCCGGCCUUUCCCAGAGAGUGAACAGGUAUAUUUACAUUUUCCAUCAGUUACUACAGAAGAUGAUGCAGAGCCCGAGGACAAAGGCUCAUUGCCACAGCCGCCCAUUACUGAGGUGGAAGCACAGGUGCUCAGGGAAAAACUCACCUCCAGCACCUCUACGUUUGAAGCUGCUUCGGAAGCUGAGGCCCCUUUCGAGGAGCAGCAGAGAAAUCUCCGAGGGGAGAGACCGCGGCGGUCCCCCGCCCGGGGGAAGAGCUUCGGGCAGAUGGUCGUCACCCAUAAGACACCUCCCCCAGGGAAGAAAGACCACGAAUGCCUUGAAUGUGGUAAAGCCUUCAUUUACAACUCACACCUUAUAAUCCACCAGAGAAUUCAUUCCGGAGAGAAACCCUAUAAAUGCAGUGACUGUGGGAAAACCUUCAACCAGAGCUCAAACCUCAUUCAGCACCAGAGAAUUCACACAGGAGAGAAGCCCUACGAAUGUCGUGAAUGUGGGAAGGCCUUCAGGUGGAGCGCUCACCUCGUUCAGCAUCAGAGGAUUCAUUCGGGGGAGAAGCCCUUCGAGUGUAAUGAGUGUGGGAAGGCCUUCAGUCAGAGCUCCUAUCUAAGUCAGCACCUGCGAAUCCACAGCGGAGAGAAGCCUUUCCUAUGCAGAGAAUGUGGGAAGGCCUACAGGUGGAGUUCAGAGCUUGUUAGGCAUCAGAGAGUUCAUGCUGGGAAAGAGCCCUUCCCGGGGACCCGGGGGAGAAAGCCUCCAGACAGAACUGGGCUUUUGUCUAAUCAGUUUUAGGACUAGAGUCCAUAAACGUUUAGGCACCUUAA
Phacochoerus africanus (Common warthog) is the source of this 2839-nucleotide messenger RNA. It is a transcript of the gene ZNF232, whose product is annotated as zinc finger protein 232. Gene Ontology annotation, molecular function: RNA polymerase II cis-regulatory region sequence-specific DNA binding; DNA-binding transcription factor activity, RNA polymerase II-specific. The record is from RefSeq and is a predicted model, not a curated record. Gene Ontology annotation, biological process: regulation of transcription by RNA polymerase II. The transcript has 4 exons. The coding region runs from base 1491 to 2807 and encodes 438 amino acids. NCBI's taxonomy places the organism in Eukaryota, Metazoa, Chordata, Mammalia, Artiodactyla, Suidae.